CACCCUGCUGGCUGCAGAGUCAGUCGCUGGUGGCCGUCGAUCGCUCCGCAGCCGCCGAUCCGACUCGCAGCCCAAGCACGCACAUAACGCACACAGGAUGUUUUGGAUCUUGAAGCGCAGCCGACUCACCGGCUCUUCCUUCCUCAACGUCCUCAACAACAACUCCAACGGUAAUCAGGCCAACAACAGCAGCGUCAAAGCGCAGAGCAACAGCAGCAAGAGGGGCUACGGUCGUUUGCCGCACGAGGACCCCGACGACAAUCACAAUACGCAGCAGGCACAAAACUCAAGCGCGACCAACUCGACCGCCACUACUCCGUCGAAUCCGCCUCCAGUCAACCAUCUGGCGCCUGAGCUAUUUGACUUUGAACUCACAGACGAAUUUUCCGACGACUCCGAGUAUGACGAAGCGUUGACCUGCAAUGUGUGCGACAGAGCUUUCAGCACGCCACGGUUACUACAGCAGCACCAGCAGAAGAAAAGGCAUUUCGGCUGCUCGGCCUGUGAUAGCCUGUUCCCGUCUCUAAUGGCCCUCGAGCACCAUAAGGAAGAGUUCGAGCACUGGAGUUCCGCCGACGACUUUCUCUCUGGCGACUCGGAGACAGAGGAAGAAUGCGCGGACCUCGAGCCGUCCGAGGAGGAGGAGCGCGAACGCCUCCUGCUCUAAUCACCGCCUACGCUGCUGCUGCUGCUGGCUGAAAUUCGACGCACCCUUCUGAUCUUUCCAUAUCAAAAAACAGGCUGAACGAAGAGCUAGACAAUUGGAAAAUGAAGUCGCUCCCAUCUGCAAAUUCAAUCAGGAGAGACCCUCUCUCUCUCUCUCUGUCAAUUUCCUCGUACUCGUCGCAUUUUUGUCUCUAUCCGGCCGUCGCAAAAAUGGUCUGAAAAAUGUACGAGUAACAAGGAGAGACAGUUCUCUCGGAAACUUUUCCGGCUUAAUUCCGUCGAGAGCGACUUCAUUCCUGAAAGGAAAAGUUUCACUACAUGUACAGAGGCUCCGCAUAUACCUGGAAGUAUAGCAACGGGAAAAAUGUCGAUUUUGCUGCAGAACGUAAUUUAGCAACAUGCAUUCCCAAUAGCCUCUGGGACUGGCAACCCGUAAUAGCAAAAGGGCCUUUGUUCCCUUAAAAGUUAAUGAAUCAAAAUAUUUAUUUGAACUCUCUCUGUAUUCUACGCUAUCAAUAAAGGGAUUUCUGCGACUAUUGGGAACACCUGAUUCGAAUUAAAAUAAAAAGACAGAUUAAUUAAUCUCUUUGUUAACGUUAACACUAAAUGCAAAAACUCAUGGAUGAAGAUUGAAAAGUCUCAAGUAUUAAAUGGAACAAAUUAGUUAAAAAUCUGUUUUAAAUAAUUUCUUUUCCAGAAAAGAUUAAAUUUACAAUCUAUUUUUUACCCAGGAAUAUGAGCUUUUUUGGCGAGAAUUCGUUUGUCUUCUAAUGGAGAAAAGAUUGCGUUAAAGGGUAAAAUCAAUAUUAUUUUAAUUCUAGGGCCAAAUUUAUUGCAUUAAUUAUUCGUUUUUUAAUUUUUGCUAGUAUCGAUUGAUUUUUUCGGUUUUUGUCACAAAUGCCGGUUUUAAGAUAUAAAUUUUAAAAUCAGAACUUCUUAACUGGUGAAGAUAUCAAAAUUGAAGCUACGAGAAUACGUGGAAUGAAUUUCCGACUGGUAAUUUUGCAUUAACCAACUAAAAUUGAAGCCUAAAUUACAUUAGAUCUGCAUAUCACGAGAUGUACGUUUCAAACUGUCUGUCUCAAGCAUCCGUCUGGUUAUUGCAAAUCAUUUUUCCCGUUUCUAUGGUCGGAAUUUGGAAGCAACUCUGAACUUGCGGCUGCCUCGAGUCGGCCGUCGAGGAAGUUUCGCUGAUCAAAUAGCUCGCAUAUUACUAUAGUCUGUGUAUGAUACACACCCAGUGUACACUUAUGCAUACACACAACCCCACGUAGAUAUGUAUCUGUGAAAUUGAGUUUAGCGAGAUGACUUCCUGCUGACAUCUAAUGAACUGCUGGGACUUAGCAAGGCAGGCAAUCUCGCCGACGUCGGCCUUUGUGGCUUUGCCUGGGGAAAUAAUGAGGCCAACACACAAAUUGAAUGCCCGCUUUGCGCAUGACGCGCUUUUUAUGCGAUGCGCGUCUCUGACAUUCGAAUAAAUACAUAUUAUUUUGGCUGUUUAUGUACGCAUUUCAUUUAGUGGAGUUAGAUUAUUUAAGAGAACCACACAAUCUAAAUGAGACUUUCCAAUUUGAUCAACUAACCGUUUAUUUAGUCACUCUGUUCCACAGUUAACAAGUUUGGAAUGUCAUUAGCUAGCUAUGUUAAUUGAAUUCAUUUUAAUUUAUAAAUCAUUUGUGACUUGAAGCAACAAAAAGAAGCACAACGUGAAAUUUCAAAAGUUUGGCUUUAAUUCUUUUCAAGAAUUUCUCUCAGAUUUAGAAUACAGACAGCGAGAUGCGCGAAGUUAUGAAUGGAUGCGUGGAGUACGAGCGCAUGAUUUUAUUCGUGGUCUCACGACACCAAUGUAUAAUAUUAAAGGCUAAUUAAUCAAUCAAAGAGACACGUAUUUUUGUUCCCUUGAGCAAGAAAAGGAAGAGUGUGAAACUUCAAAUCGUUUGCUUCACUCAAAAUCGGAGAAAAUGCAACGCAGAGAAAUUAUACAUUUUCUAAAUUUGUACAUAAAGAUGCGUAGAGUCGAGGUUAUCAGUAUUUUGUUUUAUGAUACGGGCUGGACCUAAUGUUAUUGCUCACAGGAGGAGAGUUGGACGUGGAGAAAAUGAGGUUAUUUUUAGACCUUUAGGAGAAUUGAAUCAGGAUCAGUGUUCCCCUUCCUGUACCUGAAUGUCGGUAGCAGGACCAUUCACGCACGCAAAAUUAUAUCAAAUAAGUGUAGCGAUUUUUUCGGAGACUUUCAACGUUUCUGUAAAACUGUUGUUUGUAUAUUCAACUAUGACAAUGUUGAUUGUUAAUAAAUUCUCUAAGUGUACCGCGAAUCACGAAA
Molecule: messenger RNA, 2989 nt
Organism: Cloeon dipterum
Lineage: Eukaryota; Metazoa; Arthropoda; Insecta; Ephemeroptera; Baetidae
Product: transcription factor ovo-like homolog lin-48
Exons: 4
Coding region: 98-667 (189 amino acids)
Source: RefSeq, a predicted model, not a curated record